CUGAUCUCGCUUACUCAAAGAUCCAUACAGGCAAUAUCAAACUCUCAGCUCUUCAGAGAGAACAAAAAGGACCAAAGCUGCGAGGCAGUGAGGGCAACCUCCAAAAAACCUGCACUGGACAAGUGAGCAAGGGUCAAAUUCUGUGAGGGGAAUUCAGGCAGAGGGAAAAAAAAUCACCUUUAGCAGAACAGCAGCUUGUCCCGGGCUUGAAAGCAGGAGAGGGAAGAAGGGGCUGGACGGCAGAAAGGAGCAGAGAAAAGUGACUGGAAUGAUAAGAUGAGAAGCAGGCAUGUGCUGCUGAAGCUCUCCCCUAAUGAGGCCCUUCUGGAACUCCUGCUCCUGUUGUUGCUGGGGUUGCACGUCCUAGCUGUGUGUCCCUCCAUGUGCUCCUGCAGCCGCAGCCACAGAGAGGUCGACUGCUCCUGGAGGGGACUGAGACAGCUGCCCGAUGGUCUGCAGCACAACAUGCGCUCCCUUAACUUGUCCCACAACCGAUUUCACAACCUGGACGGGCGGCUCACCGCGUACACCCAUCUCCGCUUCCUCGAUUUGUCUCACAACCGGCUGAGCCACCUGCCCACCGGCUUGCCUCGUUCCCUCUGGCAGCUCUACGCCGCCUCCAACCGCCUCCAGCUGCUGGACAAGAACGAUACAGUCCACCAGUGGAAUCUGCGACUGCUUGACCUCUCUAACAAUAAGCUGGAGCGGGCCAUCUUCAUCAACAAUACGCUGAUCAAUCUGUGCACGCUCAACUUAAGCAACAAUCACUUCUGGACAUUGCCUACUAACAUGCCUGUGCACCUGGAGCAUAUAGACCUGUCCCACAACCUGCUUGUGAAGGUGCUGCCGGGCUCUCUGGACCGGCUUGUCAGACUCACUCACUUCUAUCUGCAUGCUAACCGCUUUCCCAUGCUGCCCUUUGGAGUGUUUGACAAGCUGAUAUCACUUAGAGUUAUCACUCUGGGUGACAACCCAUGGGACUGUCACCUUUACGACGACAUCACCUACUUACUCUCCUGGAGUCAGCGUACCCCUGCCCGUGUCCUGGGCUGCCCUUGCCACACCCAGCCUGUCUGUGGAGGGGUGCGCCCUGGCAGGACUGGAGGGUGGCACUUUGCCUCCUACAACCUGCCCCCCUUAGCAGCGAGUGCCCAGGACCUGAGCUCCAUGCCCCCUGAGGCCAGUGUCACCGGGUGGUGGUACCUGUCUGUUUCUGCUCUGCAAAGCACUGUGCACACCCCCAUAGAGACCUCCAACACACAGCACCACCUCUUCACAGUCACACCCAUUGGCAUCUCCACCCAGCGACCCAGAAGCACAGGCACACACCUAACUAUUAAUCACCUCUCUGGAACUGCUAGCCCAGCUGGCGCAGAGCACAUGCUCCAUACUGAUUCCCAUCUCAUCUCUGGCACAAAGGAAGACUCACCCACUGCCUCACUCCACACCACCGACACAUCCUCUUUUUCUGACACAAGCUUCAUUACCGAAACACCCAUUGGGGCUGACAUGACGCUGGCCACAGACCGAUUCUUUACAACAGAGAGCCCCUCCAUCCAAACAAAGAAGACAACCACUCUUCGCACCAGGAGUGUGAGGAGGAAGAAUCAGUCCCUUCCUAGUGUCAUCAGCAACAUCAGUCCGACUCUUGCUACCUGCUCCUUUCUCCCUUUCCUACACAACCUGGUGCUACUGUCUCUCAUUCUGCAACAAGUCCUAUGAAAGACAUGUGAAAAACACUGACCCUGUUUUUAGUGUUCAAGGGAUAGCUUUGAUCUUUUGAAGUGGUGUUGUGUGAGGUACUUAUCCAUAGUCAGUGUAUUACAUACAGCAAAGCAAAGCAAUGUACUGCUGUUGAUGGGGCUGCAGCAAAAUCUAUUUAUGCCACCUAAAAAAAAUCAGCAUCAGUGUACACUAUUAUAGAAUAUCUUAAUAGCUUUACCUUGCUGUCAGACAGUGAUUUCCGACAGGGAAAUGUAGUCGUUGUAUCGUUCUCUGGAAAGCCAGAUUCCAUCGAUAAAAACAGUAAUUCAGCAUCUCUGAACACUGGAGCUGCUGGUCUACCCUUGCCUCAGUCAGUUAUUUUGUUUGUCCUAUUGUGUGACUUUUGGGUUUAAAACUGCUGGUUUGGAUUCACCAAAGUCACACAAUGACACAAACAAACUAACUGAUCAAGGCAGCGGUAGACCAGUAGCUACCAUGCUCAGCAAGCUACAAAUACUGUUUUUCUCAAUGGACUUAUCAAGAGCGUAGAUAGGGAAGUGAAGUUGUACACGGUAAAGAUAAAGAGGUGAAAAUACUCUCCAUAUAGCAUACACUUAAAAUGAUAUUGGGGGACUUCUUUUAAAUGGCUAUAAUAUGUUUUGUUGCUGACCCUGUCCACAGCAGUACAUUGCUUAGCUUUUGUGGCAGUACUCCUGCCUGCUUCUCCAAACUGGGUAUAAGUCGACCACCAGCUAUGUAAUACUCUUACUAUGGAUAAGCACCUCAUACAACCCCACUUCAAAAGAUCUGAACUAUCCCUUUAAGUCUUCAAAUGAAUUUACAGCACAAACAAAUACAGCACACAAGACUAUUGACUGUUGUAGUACUGUCAUGUUUGUAUAUCACCAGCUUUCUCAGCAAAAGGCCAUUUACAAUACAGAGACAUUAUAGAGUAUGGUAGGAUCCUACUUUUAUAAUAAUUGGGCAGAAAACAACAACAAUAAAUUACCUUUUCUAACAACACUUUUUACAAGCCUUCACUCAAAUGAAGACACAUUGUAAUGAAUAUAGCUAAGCACAUGAUGGCACUAUACAUUCAGGUACCAGUUUAUUAUGUAACUGAAUGUGGCCUGUGCUCAUCUGGAACUACAGUCUACCCAAUUCAGUGCUGUGGAGUACACAUAUGACCUAAAAUGAUUUAGUAUCUUUUAUUUUUCCCAUGUUUGUACAACUAUUGGCUGAUGUUGCCUUGGCCAUAUUGUGGUCAUAUCUUUUUAUUUCAUUUGAUUGCACUGGCUUUUAAAAAGAUAUGACACUCAAAGUUGCCAUUUACUUAUUUUGACCUUUUUGAAUAGAUGUCCCUGAUACCUGCCUGCUUUUUUUUCAUGUAACAAACCAUAUCACUCGCUAGAGGAGCAAUUUUUCUGAGCACAGUGUAAAAAACUGGUACAUGUGUACAUAACGUGCAUAACAGGGAACAGCAAAGACUCUGUGGAGCGGAGGGAAAAGAAACGGACAAUGUUGCAUCACUAUCUUUAACAAACCCUGAGUGCCGAGUACUGCUUCUGUAUUUUGAUCACAUCUCAAACUUAAGUGUCCUUCAUGAUUCAGUGACGCUCGUGAAAAUGAUCUGCAUGGUGAUUGAACGUUCCAGGAAUGCUAACCUACUGCUAUAUUGCCACAGAGCACAGACAUUCUCAGCUUAUUUAUAUGAAAUGUUAAGAUAUUCCAAUCUCGAUUGCAUCAAGCAUAGAUAACCAUGGUAGGAGUGCCAUCCUUUGGGUUUUUACAUUUUAGAAAUACAUUUGCAUAUGGUACUAAAAGGUGCCAAAAUAGUAGGAAAUGCAUCACAGCAAGCUGCAUUUGAUA
Epinephelus moara (kelp grouper) is the source of this 3573-nucleotide messenger RNA. RefSeq names its product oligodendrocyte-myelin glycoprotein-like. Bases 277 to 1722 code for a protein of 481 amino acids. Lineage: Eukaryota; Metazoa; Chordata; Actinopteri; Perciformes; Serranidae. Gene Ontology annotation, biological process: neuron projection regeneration. The record is from RefSeq and is a predicted model, not a curated record. The transcript has 2 exons. Gene Ontology annotation, molecular function: protein binding.